AUGCUCUCAGGUAUUGGACCGCGUGACGAGCUCGAAAAGCACGGGAUCGAGACAAUUGUCGAGGCAGAAGAGGUCGGACAAAACUUUCACGAUCACUUCGCCUUUGUGCAGUGGUGGAAGCUGCGCAACCCAGAGAAAGGGUUGUCAAUUGGUACACCACUGUGGAAGAGCCCGGCAUAUGCUUUGGGCCUUCCAUGCGACUGGAUCGCUACCACUCAAGUUCCUCGCGACCAGCUGAUUCGCGCAUUGCAUGAAGACGGCGAAACCGAUAUCGAAACCCACCCGUACCCCGUGCCUGGUGCUGGCCAUGUGGAGACCCUCGUUGUCUAUGCGCCAGCUGGCGCAGCUGUCUCGCGCGUCAAUGUUCCUAUGGAUGGCACGCACAUCGCAUCUUCAGUGUUAUGCAUGUCAUCGACCUCGCGAGGCCGUAUCACUCUAGCCUCCGCCGACGCGACUACAUCGCCGCAUAUUGAUCCGAACUACUAUGCGACAGCGUUCGACCGCACGGUUCUCCGAGCUGGUAUCAGGCAGGUUGCGGACCUCCUCCUGAAGACGCCAGUAGGCCAAGAAAUUGUCGAUUCCGAAUCACCACGCCCUGGCUUCAAGCCUCUUGGCGCGCAGCCUACAGACGAGGAGAUUGAUGCGCAAGUAAAGACAGGCGGCAACACGUUCUACCAUCCUGCCGGCUCAGCUGCAAUGGGCAAGGUUGUUGACACGCACCUUCGGGUGAAAGGUGUAGAGGGUUUGAGGGUUGUGGAUGCAAGUGUUUUGCCGCAUCCGGUCACUGCGCAUUACCAGGCACUGGUGUAUGCCAUGGCCUACAAGGCAGCGGAUCUCAUCUCCAGUUGA
Aspergillus calidoustus is the source of this 849-nucleotide messenger RNA. The record is from the annotation of a GenBank genome assembly. Lineage: Eukaryota; Fungi; Ascomycota; Eurotiomycetes; Eurotiales; Aspergillaceae.